AUGGCAUUGAAGACUAAGAACUCUGGAGUUCUCUUGACGGUUAUGGCUAUUGUGGGUAUGUUAGUAUUGGCAGAGUGCAGAAGCUUGGGUGAAACUAUAUACGACAAGGAUAAUUUGGGUGGAGGUGGAGGACUUGGUGGAGGCGGUGGUUUUGGAAAAGGUGGUGGUGUUGGAAUUGGCGGCGGUGCCGGUGGUGGUGGAGGAGCUGGUGGCGGUAUAGGAGGUGGUGCUGGUGGUGGCCUUGGUGGAGGCGCUGAUGGUGGCCUCGGUGGAGGUAGUGGUGGCGGUUUAGGUGGAGGAGCUGGUGGUGGUGUAGGUGGUGGAGUAGGCGGAGGUGGUGGUGCCGGUGCUGGCGGUGGCCUUGGAGGAGGUAGUGGAGGUGGUGUUGGUGGAGGGGCUGGUGGUGGUGUUGGUGUUGGUGGAGGCGCUGGUGGAGGCCUUGGUGGAGGCGCUGGUGGUGGACUUGGUGGAGGAAGUGGCGGCGGUUUAGGUGGAGGAGUUGGUGGUGGUACGGGUGGAGGCCUUGGAGGAGGAGCAGGCGGAGGUGGUGGUGCAGGAGGAGGAGUUGGUGGGGGUGCUGGUGGCGGUGUAGGAGGCGGUGCUGGUGGUGGUGCAGGAGGUGGUUUUGGAGGCGGUGCUGGCGGUGGAGGCGGAUUCUAA
Messenger RNA from Cryptomeria japonica (Japanese cedar), 660 nucleotides. Its product is annotated as glycine-rich cell wall structural protein. NCBI's taxonomy places the organism in Eukaryota, Viridiplantae, Streptophyta, Pinopsida, Cupressales, Cupressaceae. The transcript has a single exon. Bases 1 to 660 code for a protein of 219 amino acids. The record is from RefSeq and is a predicted model, not a curated record.